AUGCCACCGCACCAGAGAGCGACCUACGAUAGGUCAAUGCAGAAGCUUACCAUCGUCGCAGAGUUGCAAAACAGGAUACCUAUUCGUUUUGAUCAUCAUCAGCGAUCAAGCAUACUUCCCGAGGCCAAAAAAAGUGACAAGGCUGCUGCUAAUGCCCCUUCCGUUACGAAUGUUCUUAUCGCUACUCCAGCUAUCACAAAUCCAGUCGUCGUUACUCCAGCUAUCGCCGGUCCAGUCGUCACAGAUCCGGUCAUCGCAGACCAAGUCGCUGAUGCAGCACCUAUUACGUCGAAACGUAAAAGUGGUGACGUGUCGACAGGAGCCGAGGUAGAUGAGAAAGGUUCCUAUUUACACAAAUGGGAAUAUGUAUUAUUCUCUAGGACCAACCAGAACGAUCCCGAGAAGCUGCCUGGAUCAUUCGUAAAUCGUGAACAAGCCAAUGCUAAACUAGAUGAAAUAACACACCAUGAUAACAUCGAAGGUGGUAUGGCCGCCGUAACCCGGAGACUCGUCUAUGUGUAUAGCCCGUCUAAGUUACUCAAAGUUGAGCUCACGCGAACCAACGGCGAAGAGUGCGUUCUGUGGGUGGAGAGGCGCCUUGUGGAUCUGCAGCACGACCUCACCAAGAAGGAGCGCGCACUCAAAAAGUGGUCUGCUAAUAGGCCCAAACUACCUCUCUAUAUCGUGGAGUGCGAAUUCUUCACGCGAGGGACCAUAGAAACACCACAACAGGUAUCCGAAGAGAGUGAUGGCUCCAUUCCCGUCAUGCCUCACGAGCAAGUAGGCAUUCUUAAUGAUGAAAUCGAACGAUAUCGCCUACCACUAGCCAUAUUCACGGAGAGAGGGCUGGCCAACGAGCACGCCGGCGCCAUGUUCUUAGAACAUUCAAGGGUCAAGGAGGAGAUUCGAUGGCCGGUAGAUGAUGAUUGGUGGGCGGAACAUGCGGUGGUAAUUCACAGGGAAGCAGAGAAGGUAGCGAGAACCCCCGAGGCACUGUAUGUUGCGGAGAUGUACACACACGAUAUGAACACAAGGCUGGGGUUUGACAUGAUCAGGGUGGGGGUUGAUGUGGUGGAUGAUGUGAACGGGCCGCUGAAUAUCUGA
Molecule: messenger RNA, 1104 nt
Organism: Daldinia childiae
Lineage: Eukaryota; Fungi; Ascomycota; Sordariomycetes; Xylariales; Hypoxylaceae
Exons: 1
Coding region: 1-1104 (367 amino acids)
Source: RefSeq, a predicted model, not a curated record